AUGGCCACUAUCUGUGUAAAAGCCAGCGUCGGCCACCUUCGCGUCUACGAGCCGGCGGUACAAGACGACGGCGCCCCGCCGCCCAAGGAGCGAGAGCAGGACAGGUUGCGUCUCCUCCAGAAGAUCCAACAAGUCUACAAGGACGCCCUCUCACGGCUCACCGACAAGUGGGGCUGCGGCGCCAUGAUUCUAGAGCGCUUCCUCGGCGGAGGGAUCUGCCUUGGCCUCAUGGACACCCGUUCCAACAUCAUCGUUAAUACCCACCUCACCGGCGUAACUCGGCCCGUCAGCAGGGACGAGGUGCUGCUCGGGGUCGUCAAGGAAGCCAAGCUGAGGGACAUUGCGCGGCGCUCCCUUGACGGCCUCGUCGCCUUCCUCACCUGCUUCUUCCCCUACCUGGCUGACUGGGAAGCCAUCCGCUACCUGCUACUCGCCGAAGCCGACCCCCUUGUCGCCGCCCGCGUCAUCUCCCAGGAUCGCGGCCUCAAGACGUUUCGCUUAGCCUCCGACGGCCCCCUCAAGCUGGCCCUUAGGUGCGCCGCCAUCACCGCCAAGCACCCGCGGCCCAAGCUGCUUACCUUCAUUUGGACGUCGCUGCCCCUCAAGAGCAUGCUGUUGCUCACGGUGCAGCGAGCCCUCCCCCGUGACCGCAACCAAAUCUUCGGCAAGUUGUCCAAGGAAAUAGCUGCCGGCCCUCCUAGUCACCUGCUCAGGCCAUGGCCGGAGCUCACCGCCUGCGACAGGAAGGUCACAGAGGUGCCGUACCAGCACUCAACUUCACUGAGGCGAGUGCUCCUCGGCACCAUCCAUGGGUUCUACCUCAAGGCGCUCGCCAGGAUGCCCACCGGUGAGCUGCAGUCCCGCUUUCACCGCAGUCUGCUCAAGGCUGGUCAUUGCUAUGGCCCAUUCGACCCUGUCUCAAACAUCAUCCUUAACACUAUCUGGUAUGAAAAUUCCUUCCCACCACCGAUCCAGGAAGCUAAGCUGGACGCGGUUGGCACCUUGAGUCUGAUGCGGAUUGAGGCCCGAUCCUUCUACGGCCUCGUCUCUUGCCUCUGCACCCGUUACCCAGAGCUCACUAUGCAUCAAGCAUUGCGGUGCCUGCUCGACACAGAUCUCAACCUCGAACUCAGCCUUGAAGCUGCUAUGAGAAUGCAGGAACAACAAUCACAGUGCAGCAGUAUCCAAUCAGCCUACAGGGCUGCUGCCAUUGCCGCGUGGCAUCCCAAACCUGAUGCGCAAGUAGAAUUCCUCUGUUCAUGCAAAGAUAUUUUGGGCGUUUCUCGGCUGCUUGCUGGAGGCCAGCAGCUUCGCUCUCAAGAGGUCCAGCACCUUGCCAGGUUAUUGUGCCCUAAUUCCCCGGCUGGCACGCCACUCCAGCAGCCGCUAGUUGCCACACGGCGACUCAAUGACGUCAUGGCAGAAGGAAGGAAACAGCGCAGGGCUCUUAGAAGAAUCUCCAAGAAGAUCAAUGCUGCACUAAGGAGAUACGGAAGCCAGAACUCGCCUCAGUGUUAUCAGCUUCAUGUGAUUUGUGGUGCGAAUAAGUUUGUUUCUGGUCCUGAUUACUGUGAAGAAUCUGGUCCUGGUAUAUACCAUCGAACUCAUGCCAACUUUUUGGCGACUCAGCUUGUUGGCAGCAUAGCUUCAGCUCCAAUACUGUUCUUUGCUGAGCUUAGCAAUGAUGAUGACGAUCAGGAUAGCCAGCUUUUGUGUUGCCCUGUGGAUUUCCCACCACCUUGUGCUGCAACAUUGAUCCGCUGCCUUUUCUGCGAGAACAAAGGGAUCAGGAUUGUGCACCCGGCUUCAGAGACAUUCCAUGGGCUCGAGUUGGAGUUUGACAAGAUGGUUCGCAGAGAAGAUCUAUACGAUAAGGAAUUUGAUCCGGAAUUAGAAGAGCAAUUCUACACCAACCGUCGCAUGCUUGAAAAUAGUGAAUUGAUUUCAGAGUGGGUGGAAGGACUGGACGAGGACUGCAUGUACGUUGACAGCGAUGACUUCAGCGAUGAUUAGUACUCCGUGAUGUGGGGGUUCACCUGUUAUGUAGCAGUUUCUUCUUAUCAGGCUGGAACGAGUGUUUCGAACUUUAGAUCACCAUCUUUCUAUUUUUCUAAAGCAUUCUGCUUAACUGCUAACCGUGUACUAGUCUUGUACUACCCGUUAUGCUACUGCAUUGACAAAUGACAAGUAACUUGGA
Lolium rigidum is the source of this 2197-nucleotide messenger RNA. RefSeq lists its product as uncharacterized. Lineage: Eukaryota; Viridiplantae; Streptophyta; Magnoliopsida; Poales; Poaceae. The record is from RefSeq and is a predicted model, not a curated record. The transcript has 4 exons. The coding region runs from base 1 to 2013 and encodes 670 amino acids.